AAGAAGAGCAAUUUGUACGAGUACACAACACAAACAACCAUUUUAUUGGAUUGCGUGGAAGACGCAACAGAGCCGGAAAGAGAGCUGACAGAUGUGCUCGGUCGGAUGCUUUGUGACGGAACAUGGAUAGUAACAACAAGGCUACAAUUUGAGCGGCACGGUUAUACAGGUGUAACUGCCAGCAAAGCACUUGAAGUUGGAGGGAAAUUUUGAAUCAAUGUCUAGCAAAAUAAUAAAAAAAUUAUUUACGUAACCUUUUAUAAAAUUUACGUUACAGGCUUUAUCAAAAUGUCGAUCUUUCGACAAAAAUCAGUAUUAAUUUAUUUUGGAAGUUUUUUGCCAAAUUACUAAAAGGUGAGUAGGGGGAAUUUCAAAGUGAUCAUUUUGCAGUCAGACUAGGGAGGGGGGGGGGGGGUGGUGAUAAUUAUAACAAAAUAAUUUCACGUGACCUUUUCUUAUCAAAAGAAAACUUCCAAAAGGGGGAAUUCGAAAAAUAAAUCAAUAAUAAUUCUCCGACAAAUUACUAAAAGGUAUGUAAGGGCAGACUUUUCUUUUAGCCUAAACAGUUGUGUUAACCAAAUGUUAAUGUAAUGGCUUGAAAUUUGUAUCUAAUUCAAUUCACAUUUACAGUAACUCAAAUAAAAUGGGCGACUUGAUCCAGCUAAGUGUCGGUACAAAAGUAAAAAAGUGGCAAAUUGAUAAGAAACUCGGAGAGGGUGCAUUUGGUGCAGUCUACAAGUGUUCCAACCCGAAAGGAGACCUUUUUGCACUUAAAGUCGAGGGAAAAGACGAGAAAAUUCAGUUGUUGAAAAUGGAAGUCUACGUGUUGAAUGAGUUGAAGAAGGCCGGAGGACGUCAUUUCUGUAAUAUCGAGGAUAAGGGACAAGUCGAUAAUUUCAAUUAUGUCGUGAUGACAUUUGUUGGGUUGUCACUUGCCGAUUUGAGAGCCAUUUCACCAACUAAGAAAUUCUCAAUGGGAACCGCUAUCUCCAUUGCCCGUCAAUCGCUGGAGGCACUCGAGGACAUGCACAACAUUGGAUAUCUCCAUCGUGACGUCAAACCUGGCAACUACACAAUCGGACGUGCCGAGGUCAAUGAGCUUCGCAAAGUUUAUGUGCUGGAUUUCGGUAUGGCUCGUAAAUUUGCUCACGAGGAUGGAACUAUCAAGAAGCCCCGUAACGUCGCCGGGUUCCGUGGGACUGUCAAGUAUGCGCCUGUCAGUUGUCAUGCUGGACGUGAACUCUGUCGUCAGGAUGAUUGCGAAACGUGGCUUUACAUGGUGGUUGAGCUCACUAAAGGGUCCCUGCCAUGGCGUAAUAUGACAGAAAUCCAGGAUGUUGGAAAUGAGAAGCGUGCUAUUCGCCGUGAUCCCAUCGUCAAGAAGAAGAUGUUCGGAGGCUGUCCACGUGAGUACCUUGACAUUCUCGAAGCGAUCGAUAAGGGACAAUUCUUUGAUGAGCCGAACUAUGAACGGAUCUACUAUCUUUUGAGAGAGGCAAUGAAGAAUACGGGAUCCACUGAAUAUCCGUAUGAUUGGGAGCAAUCUCUUAUGAAGAAAACGAAGGAAGAACAGGAAAAGAAGAAGAAAGGAGUUGUAGAUCAAACAGAAAAGGUUAUCAAGAAAAAAGAAGUUGAGUUGGCAGAGGGAAAAUCUCAUAAGGAGACUAAGGAGGUUACCAAAGUCAGUAAGGAAAUUGUUGAGGAAAAGAAGGAAGAGAAGAAAGAGGAGAAAAAGGAAGAGAAAAAGGAAAAGUAUGAAGACGAUAAGAAGGAGGAGUUGUAUUGAUUGACUUUCGAGAAAAAUAAAUUAUUUUUGAAUG
This is a messenger RNA of Caenorhabditis elegans, 1820 nucleotides long. It is a transcript of the gene C08F8.6, whose product is annotated as non-specific serine/threonine protein kinase. Lineage: Eukaryota; Metazoa; Nematoda; Chromadorea; Rhabditida; Rhabditidae. The transcript has 4 exons. Gene Ontology annotation, molecular function: protein serine/threonine kinase activity; transferase activity; protein kinase activity. Bases 644 to 1786 code for a protein of 380 amino acids. The record is from RefSeq and is marked reviewed.